AUGAUAAAAAAUUGCACAUCGAAGUAGAAGAUACAAGAAAUGGAUAAAUGGAUUGAAGACCGGAGAGACGAGCAAAACCCAUAAUCAGUUGUUGCCAAUCGCAACACCCAUUUGCCCGUUUGUUCGAUUAUGGGUUCUCUAACAUUAACCCUAGCAUGUGUUCCACCAAAAAAUCCCAAUUGUACCGCCACAAUCACUCGAAAGAAUUGCGUCAGAAAUCUGACAAUUUGUUCGUCAUAUUCGAUUCCAGUUAAGUUCAGGAGGAUUAAGCGUAUUGAUAUUCGAUUAUUAGCUUGUAAAUGCACUUCUGCAUUAUCAUCGUCAUUGAUUUCGGAACCCAAUUGGGUACGAGGAGACAAUAAAGCUGAGGAGGAUGAAAGGGUUUUUAUAGUUGUUAAUUUCUACCGAUUUGUGUUCAUCAAAGACCCAGAAGAGGAGGUCUCUAAACACCUUGAGUUUCUACAGGGUCGUGACAUCCAUGGUCGGAUAUACAUCAACGAACAAGGAAUCAAUGCGCAGUACAGUGGGCCAUCAGAAGAUGCUCUUGCAUAUGUCAGCUGGUUAAAAGAAGAUGAAAGAUUUCACGAUAUUCUAGUUCAGAUAUCUCCUCCUAUACGCAAGCAUGCUUUCCCAAGACUGAAACUGCGGUAUAAACCUUCUCUUGUACAGAUGGAAGGAGGGGUAUCACAUCUUCCUUUGAUCGACUCAUCUAUGCGAGCAACACCUCUCACACCAGCUGAAUGGAGGAAGAGAGUAGAAGCAGCAAAUAACAUUGAAGUUUCAUCACAUUUGAAUCCAAGUAGAAAAGUCAUUCUAUUGGAUGUGAGAAAUGGUUAUGAAUGGGAUAUUGGUCACUUUAUUGGAGCUCAACGACCAAAUGUAGACUGUUUCAGGAGUACAACAUUUGGGCUAUCUGGAUCAGAGGAUGUUGCUUCAGAUCCUCUAGCUAAUGUUGAUAAGGAAAAGACGGAUAUAUUAAUGUACUGCACAGGAGGCAUUCGAUGUGACGUAUAUUCUACUAUCCUUAGACAAAGGGGUUACAAAAAGUUAUAUACAUUAAGAGGAGGAAUUUCACAUUAUCUCCAGUGUGAGGGCCCAGUUGAAUGGAUCGGCAAUCUAUUUGUUUUUGAUGCCCGGCUCUCUCUGCCACCCACUUCGGUUAAACACGAUGCUAAAACUGAUGAAAGCUUAACACACGAAGUUUCUGAUAAUACCGUGUUUGCUAAAUGCUAUAUUUGUGGUUCACAAGUCUCUGAGCUGCGGCAUCGAAAUUGUGCAAAUCUGGACUGCAAUCUGCUAUUCCUGUGUUGUUCAGGGUGUAUGGAUGAUUUAAGAGGAUGCUGCUCCUCAGACUGUACAUCUGCUGCUCGACUUAGACCUGUGCUUCCCGGUCACGAAAGAUACCAAAAAUGGCAUCACUAUCGAGAUACAUAGAGACCCAAUUUAGUCGACCGAAUAGUAUUAGUAUGGAAGCAUUCAAUUGUAUUAUAAUUGCUUUUACCUUCUCUUUCAUCAAUGCAUGAGAGUUGCAGAAUA
Molecule: messenger RNA, 1536 nt
Organism: Cynara cardunculus var. scolymus (artichoke)
Lineage: Eukaryota; Viridiplantae; Streptophyta; Magnoliopsida; Asterales; Asteraceae
Product: rhodanese-like domain-containing protein 8, chloroplastic
Exons: 8
Coding region: 130-1434 (434 amino acids)
Source: RefSeq, a predicted model, not a curated record